AUGAAUUCAGCUAGGGACAACACAAUUUCCGACAGUGUAACAUUCUUACCACAAAACCGACCACGGAGAUACAACUACUACAUCCAGAAAGGGAUAGACCUGGAGAAUGUGUCUCCUCUGGAGGACUCUUGGCUGAAGAACAUUCUGAACAUGGUGCCAUGCCACCUGAAGAGCCUGUACACACCAUUGGAGCUGCUGGUCGAUGAGAUCAAGGAGGACUACGCGCUCAGCGUCAAGACAGCAAUCAUUAAAUUUACAUUCAGAGAUUCAAGAGAAAGUGAAAAGGACAAAGUAAAAGAUCUGCCCCCUCACAGACUUGAACUGGAGGUAUUGCCAAAACCAUGGAACAAAGCCUUUGUUCAGGCACAAAAGAGGAUGAGAGAUAAGCUUCAUUCUAUCAACCCAACUAUGCUGCAAGUGCUGUACCUUUGGCAUGUCUCUUAUAAAAAUGUCCGUCUGAUAGAUGUACAGGAGUUCUAUAGCAGAGAGGAGUCCGUGGAGCUGUCUGUGUUUCAGCAAAUUGUCACCAGACAUGUUGAUAAUGCCAGAGAAAUCCUCCUCAGAGAUUGGAUUCCUAACGUGCAAAACAUUUACUACAACGGGUGCAGACGCAAGCUGGUUCCUGCCUCCAGCAACAUGGCCAAACUAUUAUCUUUCUUCAAUUGUGCAGCUGCACUGAUGACCUUCCAGCUGCAGAGCCUUGCAAUAGACUCAAUGAGGGACUAUACAAACCUAAUUUCCCAAGACCUGCGAUCAGAGCACCCAGGCUUUGUACUGCAUCUGAUCCUGGAGGACAGGGAGAUCAAGUUUGAUCCUGACUUCAAACUGUAUGAGGAGGCCCUCAUUAAUGUCUAUGAGUUCAUGCUCAGGUCUAUCAGCAUGGUACCUCGUGUGGAGACCAAACUGUACUCUGAGUGGCCAGGCUCCCAGUAUGGGAGCAUCCUGAAGCCCAUCAUCCUGCCAGAGAUACUUGAGGCCCAGCAGGAGGAGGUGCGCAGGGUGUUCUGGGCUGAGUGUGUCAAGCCCAAGGAGUAUGUCUGUGAGUAUGAUAAAUACGCCUCGCUGGUAUCCAGGCGGGCAGAGGAAGAUGUGGAGCAGUUCCUCAGUGAGCAGCACUCCUUCCAGGAAAUCAUGGUAGAGGUGGUGCACUACCAGCAGCUUGCUGACCAGAUCCAGUACACAUCAUGCAAGGUGGUACGUCUCGGCAUGUUUGAAGUCCAGUCCCAUAAGCUCAUCCACUCUCUCGUCAAGCUUGCUCAGGAGCUACAGCAGAGACUGAUUACACGCAUGCUACAGAACCAUCAGGAACUCAACAAGAAGCUCUGUAAUGAAUUUGAGAAGAUUGCAGAGAAGGCACUGAGCACCCCACCUGACACACAGAAACUAAUGGAGCUUAAGGCCUACAUGAACAAAGUGGAGACCACAGAGCUGCCUAUGUUGGAGCAAAGAUUGGCAGACUCCAACACACAGUUGUGUUUCCUGAUGGACUUUGUCACUCUCUCACCAAUGGACAUGAAGCUCAACACAGAGACCAUCCAGUGGCUUAAGCGCAUGCCAUCCAUCUUUAAAGAACACCAACAGAUCAUUACUGAAAAAACAGAGCAAUAUCAGAGUGGCCUCAAGUUGUGCCGUGAGCACUUUGUGGAGGAAUUGGACAGCUAUAGUGUACAGCUGGUGGAGUUUACCACCUUCGGAGAGCUGACGGAUCUCAGCAAGUACUUGAAGAAAGCACAGGCCCUCAAUGCUAAACUUGAGUUUGCCAUGGAAAAGAUGAAUGAUUUUAACCUAGAGGAGGAGGCCUACGGCUGGCCUGUUUCCCAGUACCCAGAGCGUAAGAAGAUCCAGGACAAGCUCACACCUUUUCUGCGCCUCUAUGAGACAGCCACUGAUUUCCUAAACCAGUACGAGCAGUGGCUCCAUGGGCCGCUCUCUGGUGUGAACCCAGAUAAGGUAGAAGGGGAUGUUGGCAACUACUGGCGCACACUAUACAAGCUGGAGAAAGGCUUCUCUGAAAUUCCCAAAGCCCUGAACAUAGCCACCACUGUGAAGGCUAAAGUGGAGGACUUCAAGGAGCACAUUCCUAUGGUGCAGGUAUUGUGCAACCCAGGCCUGCGUGACCGCCACUGGGAUACCAUGUCUGAAAUGGCUGGCAUCUCCCUAGGGCCACCUGAUGACCAGGCAUGUGUGGCACACUUCCUAUCUAUGCACCUGGAACAGCACCUGAGCAGCUUUGAAGGUAUCAGUGAGGCGGCCAGCAAGGAGUACUCCCUUGAGAAGGCCAUGGAGAAAAUGGCCAGUGAAUGGGGUGACAUGGAGUUCAGCCUCCUGGUGUAUCGAGAGACGGGCACCUCCAUCCUGUCAUCUGUGGAUGAUGUCCAGAUGCUGUUGGAUGAUCAUAUUGUGAAGACACAAACUAUGAGGGGCUCACCCUUCAUUAAGCCUUUUGAGGUGGAAAUACGGGAAUGGGAAGAUAAGUUGCUGCUCCUCCAAGAGAUCCUGGAUGAAUGGUUGAAGGUACAGUCCACUUGGCUUUACCUUGAGCCCAUAUUCAGCUCCCCAGACAUCAUGACUCAGAUGCCUGAAGAGGGACGCCGUUUUACAACUGUUGACAAAACCUGGAGGGAAAACAUGAAACAAGUUUCCCUGGACAAGCAUGUAUUGGCAGUGAUAGGCAUCGAAAAGAUGCUGGAGAGGCUGAAAAAGUCCAAUGAGCUUCUGGAGAUGAUCCUCAAAGGUCUGAAUAACUACCUGGAGAAGAAGCGUCUCUAUUUUCCUCGGUUCUUCUUCCUGUCCAAUGAAGAGCUGCUGGAAAUCCUCUCUGAGACCAAAGACCCCACAAGGGUGCAGCCCCAUCUGAAGAAGUGCUUUGAAGGCAUCGCUAGUGUGGUGUUCACUGAUGUGCUGGACAUCACUCACAUGAAGAGCAGUGAGGGUGAAGUGGUGCAGCUGCUGGAUAUCAUUUCCACCUCCAAAGCCAGGGGGCAGGUGGAGAAGUGGCUUCUGGAGCUAGAGAAUGGCAUGAUUGCCUCGCUGCAUAAGGUAAUCGGUGAGGCAAUCCAGGCAUACCCCAAUGAGUUGAGGAUAAACUGGGUGCGUGCUUGGCCAGGCCAGACUGUGCUGUGUGUCUCACAGGUCUAUUGGACGAAGGACAUCCAUGAAGCCAUCAGUUCAGGACAGAGGGCCCUAGACGCCUACCUGGAGCAGAAUAAUAGACAGAUUGACGACAUUGUGGCACUUGUACGUGGCAAGCUCUCCAAGCAAAACCGCGUUACCCUCGGAGCCCUUGUUGUGCUGGACGUUCAUGCCAGGGAUGUGCUAGCUGUGCUGGUGCAAAAGGGAAUAAAUGACGAGAAUGACUUUGAGUGGCUUAGCCAACUACGCUACUACUGGGUGGAAAACCACCUCCAGACCAAGAUGAUCAAUGCUGGUUUGCCUUAUGGUUAUGAAUACCUCGGGAACACACCACGCCUGGUCAUAACUCCUCUCACUGACCGCUGCUACCGCACUUUGUUUGGUGCCCUCCACCUCCAUUUGGGGGGGGCACCUGAGGGCCCAGCUGGCACAGGAAAAACAGAAACAACCAAAGACUUGGCUAAAGCUGUGGCCAAGCAAUGUGUGGUCUUCAACUGCUCUGAUGGACUGGACUAUAUUGCUCUGGGCAAAUUCUUCAAAGGCCUUUUGUCCUGCGGAGCUUGGGCCUGCUUUGAUGAGUUUAACCGCAUUGACUUGGAGGUGCUGUCUGUGGUGGCUCAACAGAUUCUCACUAUUCAGAGAGGAAUUUCUGCCCAUGCUGAGAUGCUGAUGUUUGAAGGAACAGAGCUAAAACUGAACCCCUCCUGUGCUGUGUUCAUUACUAUGAAUCCUGGCUACGCUGGACGCUCUGAGCUACCAGACAACCUCAAGGCUCUGUUCAGGACUGUGGCUAUGAUGGUACCGGACUAUGCAAUGAUCGCAGAGAUUGUGCUCUACUCGUGUGGCUUUGUGACUGCACGGCCCCUGUCGGUGAAAAUUGUGGCAACCUAUCGACUCUGUUCGGAGCAGCUGUCCUCACAGCAUCACUACGACUAUGGGAUGAGAGCUGUCAAGUCUGUGCUCACUGCUGCUGGAAACCUCAAGCUCACUUUUCCAGAGGAGAAUGAAGACAUGCUGUUACUGAGAUCCAUUAUUGAUGUCAAUCUGCCCAAGUUCCUGGCCCACGAUCUGAAGCUGUUUGAGGGUAUCACCUCUGACCUGUUCCCGGGGGUCCAGCUGCCAAAUCGAGACUACCGCGUCCUCCUGGAGGCCAUUGAGGAGAACUGCCGACACAUGAACCUGCAAAUCACCGAUUUCUUCGCUGAGAAAAUCCUGCAGAUCUUUGAGAUGAUGAUAGUGAGACAUGGUUUCAUGCUGGUGGGUGAGCCCUUCGGAGGAAAGACCAGUGCCUACCGUGUGCUUGCAGCAGCCCUUCAUGACGUCUUUGAAAAGGGUCUAAUGGAUGAGAACCAGGUUCAGAUCACAGUUAUCAACCCGAAAUCCAUCACCAUGGGACAGCUGUACGGCCAGUUUGACCCCAUCUCCCACGAGUGGUCCGAUGGCAUCCUUGCUGUGAGCUACAGAGCCUUUGCUGCCUCCCUGAGCCCCGACAGAAAAUGGCUGAUCUUUGACGGCCCAGUGGACGCCGUGUGGAUUGAGAAUAUGAACACAGUACUGGAUGACAACAAGAAGCUGUGUCUGAUGAGUGGUGAGAUCAUUCAGAUGUCCCCGCAAAUGAGCCUCAUCUUUGAACCCAUGGACCUGGAGGUGGCGUCUCCAGCCACGGUGUCUCGCUGCGGUAUGAUCUAUAUGGAGCCUCAUAUGCUGGGCUGGCGGCCUCUUAUGCUGUCCUGGCUCAAUACCCUGCCAACCACAGUCAAUGCCACGCACAAAGACCUUAUCACUGGCCUUUUCGACCGCAUAGUGCCAGCCUGCGUACAGCUCAUUCGAAAGGCCACCAAGGAGCUGUCCCCGACCUCUGACACCAAUCUAGUCAAGUCCCUGAUGAAUCUGAUGGACUGCAUGAUGGAUGAGUUUCAUGAUGAAGCAAAGAUGAAGAGCAUGAAUGAAAAAGACAUUUGCUCCUGGUUGGAGGGCAUUUUUGUGUUCUGUCUGGUGUGGUCAGUGGGUGCCAGCUGUGAUGAUUCAAGCCGGGUCAAGUUUGAUGCUGUGGUUAGGGAGGUACUGAACGGUCCUCUAUGUGAGGAGACCCAGGCCUGCCACGGUAUUCUGGCCACUGUCGAGGCUCCACCUAAACAGCUGACAGUUCCCCUGCCCACUGAGGGAACAGUCUACCAGUAUCGCUUCAUUAAAGAGGGCCCGGGCAGGUGGGAGCUGUGGACUGAUGCGCUAAAGAUUGCUCCCCCCAUAAAGAAAGACGUGCAGUUCAAUGAGAUCAUUGUGCCCACUGAGAACACGGUACGCUACAUGGCACUGAUGGACCUCCUCGUCACCCACCAGAAGCCCACUAUUUUCAUCGGUCCCACUGGUACUGGCAAGAGUGUCUACAUUACAGACUUCCUAUUGAAUCAUCUGCAGAAGGAUGUGUACAGCCCAUUAUUUAUCAACUUUUCUGCCCAGACUACAGCUGCCCAGACCCAAAACAUUAUUUUGUCCAAGCUAGAUAAGCGGCGCAAAGGAGUGUUUGGCCCUCCAAUGGGAAAGAAAAUGGUGGUAUUUGUGGAUGAUGUGAACAUGCCAGCCAGGGAGGUUUAUGGUGCCCAGCCCCCUGUGGAGCUGCUGCGACAGUGGCUGGACCAUUGGAACUGGUAUGACAUGAAGGACUGCUCAAUGAUCAACCUGGUGGAUAUCCAGGUCAUAUGUGCUAUGGGACCACCUGGUGGAGGGCGUAACCCUGUCACACCUCGUUAUCUGCGCCACUUCAACAUGAUUACCAUCAAUGAUUUUGAUGAGAAGACAAUGUAUACAAUCUUCUCCAGGAUCAUAGACUGGCAUUUCACCAUACGAUUUGUUUUCCCCAAGUCAUUUGCAGCGCUGACCUCUCAGAUCGUUAAUAGCACCAUGUCAGUGUACCAAGAGGCCACCAAGAACCUGCUACCAACCCCCGCAAAGUCCCAUUACCUGUUCAAUCUGCGCGACGUCUCUCGAGUCAUCCAGGGCAUCUGCCUGACACGGCCAGAGACUGCAGAAGAACAAUCUGCCAUCAAACGGCUCUGGGUGCAUGAGGUCCUGAGGGUAUACUAUGAUCGACUGGUCCACGACACAGAUCGGUCCUGGCUUGUAAGCCAUUUACAGGUGGUGUCUCAGAGUCACAUGAAGGAAAACUUCCAUCAGCUCUUCCAACAUUUGGACCAGGACCAUGAUGGAAAAGUCACCGAGGACGACCUGCGCAGCCUCAUGUUUUGCGACUUCCAUGACCCUAAGGGUGAGGACCGCAACUACCGUGAGGUGCACAACCUCGACCAGCUCCGACAGGUGGUGGAGUCCCACUUGGAGGAAUACAACAACAUCAGCAAGGCGCCUAUGAAUCUGGUGCUUUUUCGUUUUGCCAUUGAGCAUGUGUGCCGCAUAUCCCGUAUCCUCAAGCAGCCAAGCGGACACGCUCUGCUGGUGGGUGUGGGCGGGAGCGGGCGUCAGUCUCUCACCCGGUUGGCUGCCUACAUGGCAGAGGCAGAGCUCUUCCAGGUGGAGAUCUCCAAGACUUAUGGAACCACUGAAUGGCAUGAUGAUCUGAAGUUAAUAAUGAGGAAGUCCACACAGGGCGAAGCCCAUGGCGUGUUCCUUUUCACAGAUACACAAAUCAAAAUGGAGUCAUUUCUGGAGGACAUCGGCAACCUGCUCAACACUGGCGAGGUGCCUAACCUGUUCGCAGUUGAUGAGAAGCAGGAAAUCUGUGAGCGGAUGCGUGUGCUGGACCGGCAGCGUGACCGUGAUAAGCAGACGGACGGCAGCAACUUGUCCCUUUUCAACAUGUUUAUCGAGCGCUGUCGCACACAGCUGCAUGUCGUGUUGGCCAUGAGUCCCAUUGGAGACGCCUUCAGGAACCGUUUGAGACGUUUCCCUGCCCUCAUUAACUGCUGCACCAUUAACUGGUUCCAGACCUGGCCCGAGGAUGCCCUGCAGGCAGUGGCCUGCCGCUUCCUUGAGGAUGUUGAGAUGACAGAUGAGUCCAGAGAAGGCUGCAUCAACAUGUGCAAGAGCUUCCACACCUCAACUAUUAAGCUGUCAGUCCGCUUUUUGGCUGAGUUGGAGCGCCACAAUUAUGUCACACCAACCUCAUACCUGGAGCUCAUUUCCACCUUCAAAGCCCUGCUGAGGACAAAAAGAGCUGAAGUGAUGAAGCUGAAACGUCGUUAUGAGGUGGGCCUUGAGAAACUAGAGUCAGCAGCAGACCAGGUGGCCACCAUGCAAGUUGAGCUAGAGGCUCUACAGCCACAGCUGCUUGUGGCCAGUAAAGAGGUGGAUGAGAUGAUGGUGGUGAUUGAGCAUGAAUCUGUGGAGGUGGCUGAGACAGAGAAGGUGGUCAAAGUGGAUGAGGCUGUGGCCAACGAACAAGCCAUGGCUGCCAAGGCCAUCAAGGAUGAGUGUGAUGCCGAACUGGCUGAAGCCAUGCCGAUCCUGGAGUCAGCCUUGGCUGCGUUGAAUACUCUCACCACUCAGGAUAUCACAGUGGUGAAGUCCAUGAAAAGCCCACCAACAGCUGUCAAACUGGUGAUGGAGGCAAUCUGCAUUCUCAAAGGCAUCAAGCCAGAUCGUGUGCCAGACCCCUCAGGUUCUGGGAAAAAAGUGGAGGACUAUUGGGGCCCAGCCAAAAAGCUUCUUGGAGACAUGAAAUUCCUCCAGAGCCUCCAUGAGUAUGACAAGGACAACAUCCCACCAAAUUUCAUCGCUGUCAUCCGCAACAAGUACAUCACUAAUCCAGACUUUGUACCAGAGAAGAUUCGAACUGCAUCCACUGCAGCUGAAGGCAUGUGUAAGUGGGUGUGUGCCAUGGAAAAGUAUGAAAAGGUGGCCAAGGUGGUGGCUCCGAAGAAGGAGAAGCUAGCACAGGCUGAGGGCGAGCUGAGCGUGGCAAUGGAGAGCCUGCAGAAAAAGCAGGCUGCCCUCAAAGAAGUCCAGGAUGAACUCGCAAAGCUUCAGGAAACUUUGGAUGCUAAUAAAACCAAGAAAGCUGAGUUGGAGAAUCAGGUGGAUCUAUGUAGUAAGAAGCUUGACCGAGCGGAGCAGCUGAUUGGAGGCCUGGGCGGAGAGAAAACACGCUGGAGUGAAAUGGCCUCCGAUCUCGGGAAGCUCUACAAUAACCUGACGGGGAACAUCCUUAUCUCAGCGGGCAUAGUAGCUUACCUGGGAGCCUUCACCUCCAGCUACAGACAGGAUCAGACAGAGGAGUGGAUGAAUCUUUGUAAGAGUAAAGAGAUCCCAUGCUCCGCCAACAUGUCUCUGAUGAACUCACUGGGCGAUCCAGUAAAGAUUCGUGCAUGGACCAUUGCUGGCCUACCAUCAGACAGCUUCUCCAUUGACAACGGUAUCAUAAUCUCUAAUGCCAGGCGGUGGCCUCUGAUGAUCGAUCCCCAGGGCCAGGCCAACAAGUGGGUGAAAAAUAUGGAGAAGGCCAACAGCCUGCAUAUUAUUAAACUGAGUGAUGCUGACUUUGUACGCACUCUGGAGAACUGCAUUCAGUUUGGCACACCAGUGCUGUUGGAGAAUGUCGGCGAGGAGCUGGACCCUAUCCUGGAGCCUCUGCUGCUGAGACAGACUUUUAAACAGGGUGGUGCCAUUUGUAUCCGCCUGGGAGACUCUACCAUUGAAUAUGCUCCCAACUUCCGCUUCUACAUCACCACCAAGCUACGCAACCCCCACUACCUGCCUGAGACCGCCGUCAAGGUCACCCUUCUGAACUUCAUGAUCACCCCAGAGGGCAUCCAGGACCAGCUGCUGGGAAUUGUGGUGGCCCGGGAUAGGCCUAAUCUGGAGGAAGAGAAACAGGCUCUCAUCCUACAGGGAGCAGAGAACAAAAGACAGUUGAAAGAGAUUGAGGACAAAAUCUUACAGGUGCUUUCCUCCUCUGAGGGCAACAUCCUGGAAGACGAGACAGCCGUCAAGAUCCUCUCCUGCUCCAAGGUGCUAGCCAAUGAAAUCACAGAGAAGCAGGCUGUGGCUGAGGUGACAGAGCAGAAGAUUGAUGAGACCCGUAUGGGCUACACACCAAUUGCCGUGCAUUCAGCCAUCUUGUUCUUCUCCAUUGCCGACCUGGCUAACAUUGAGCCCAUGUACCAGUACUCCCUCACCUGGUUUAUUAACCUCUUCAUCAGCUCCAUCGACAGCUCAGAGAAGAGUGACGACUUGGAGCAGAGGCUACAGAUCCUGAGAGACCACUUUACCUACACACUAUAUGUCAAUGUGUGUCGCUCACUGUUUGAGAAGGAUAAACUGCUCUUUUCCUUCUGCCUCACUGUCAACCUUCUCAUGCACAACAAGCUGGUGGAUGAGGGGGAGUGGCGCUUCCUUCUGACAGGUGGUGUGGGCCUGGACAACCCCCACUCGAAUCCCUGCACCUGGCUCCCCAAAAAGUCUUGGGAUGAGAUUUGCCGUCUGGAUGAGAUGGAGUGUUUCAAAGGUCUGCGGCGCAACAUGGCUCACCUCAGGAAUGAGUGGAAGAAGGUCUACGACAGCCCAAACCCCCAUCAGACUCCUUUCCCCGAUGAGUGGCAGGACAAACUGAGCCAGUUUCAGAAGAUGCUGGUGAUUCGAUGUCUCAGACCUGAUAAGAUUAUUCCCAUGGUACAGGAGUUUGUUUCCAACAGUUUGGGUCGUCCCUUCAUUGAAGCGCCACCCUUCAACCUGAGUGAGGCCUUUGUUGAUAGCCACUGCUGUGCCUCCCUCAUCUUCAUCCUCUCCCCCGGCUCAGACCCCAUGGCUGCAUUGCUGAAGUUUGGAGAUGAAAAGGGCUUCACUGGUAACAAGCUGACCUCCCUCUCCCUGGGCCAAGGCCAGGGUCCUAUUGCUAUGCGUAUGAUUGAGACAGCCAUUAAAGAGGGCACCUGGGUGGUUCUGCAGAACUGCCACUUGGCCACUUCAUGGAUGUCAACUCUGGAGAAAGUCUGUGAGGAGCUGAACCCAGACACCACCCACCCAGACUUUAGGCUGUGGCUGACUAGUUACCCAUCUCCCACCUUCCCUGUGGCUGUGCUUCAGAAUGGGGUGAAGAUGACCAACGAGGCUCCGAAGGGCCUGCGCGCCAACAUUGCACGCUCCUUCUUAAUGGAUCCUAUCUCUGACCCAGAGUUUUUUGGAAGCUGUAGCAAGCCGGCUGUAUUCAAGAAGCUACUGUAUGGUCUGUGCUUCUUCCACGCCCUAACCCAAGAGAGGAGGAAGUUUGGACCUUUAGGCUGGAACAUUCCUUAUGAAUUCAAUGAGACCGACCUCCGGAUCUCUGUACAACAGCUGCACAUGUUCCUGGAACAGUACGAGGAAGUGCCAUUUGACGCCGUGCGUUACAUGACUGGUGAGUGUAACUAUGGAGGGCGUGUGACAGAUGACUGGGACAGACGGACUCUUCGUACAAUCCUCUCUAUCUUCUACACUUCCAAGAUCAUCAAGGACCCUGACUAUAAGUUUGAUCCCAGUGGGAUAUACUAUGCACCAGCUGAGGGAGAUUACAACAGCUACAUAGAAUACACCAAGUCGCUGCCACUCAACCCGUCACCGGAGAUUUUUGGCAUGAAUGCCAAUGCAGAUAUCACCAAGGAUCAGGCUGAGACACAACUACUGUUUGACAGCAUCUUGCUCACGCAGUCCCGCUCUACAGGCGGAGACGCCAAAUCCUCAGAUGACAUGGUCUUUGAAGUGGCAGCUGACAUCCUAAGCAAGCUGCCUGGAGACUUUGACUUGGAGGCAGCAAUGAGGCGCUUUCCCACCAGCUACAAUCAGAGCAUGAACACAGUGCUGGUGCAGGAGAUGGGCCGCUUCAACAACCUGCUCUGCACCAUCCGAGGCUCCUGUGUCAACAUCCAGAAGGCCAUUAAGGGGCUGGUAGUGAUGUCUGCAGAGCUGGAGGAGGUGGUCAGCAGCAUCCUGAAGGGUCGUAUCCCAGGCAUGUGGAUGAAGAAGUCCUACCCCAGCCUAAAACCGCUGGGAAGCUACGUCAGUGACUUCCUGGAGAGACUCAAGUUCUUACAGGACUGGUAUGAUAAGGGUACACCUGCUGUAUUCUGGAUAUCAGGAUUCUUCUUCACCCAGGCCUUCCUCACAGGCAGCCAGCAGAACUAUGCCAGGAAACACACCGUCCCUAUUGACUUGCUGGGUUUCGACUUCGAGGUCCUGGAUGACAGACAAUACAAACGACCCCCAGAGGACGGUGUGUACAUUCGAGGCCUCUUCCUCGAUGGCGCCCGCUGGGACAGAGAGACCAAACUUCUUGCUGAGUCCUACCCCAAGGUGCUGCAUGACCCCAUGCCUGUGAUGUGGUUGAGGCCCAUUAAGCGACAAGACAUCCCCCAGAGGAUGUGUUAUGUGGUGCCAGUCUACAAGACGAGCGAGCGGCGCGGCACCCUGUCCACCACUGGACAUUCCACCAAUUAUGUCAUCGCCAUGGUGCUCAACACCAACGUGCCCGCCGAGCACUGGAUCAGACGCGGGGUUGCGCUGCUCUGCCAGCUCAGCUCCUAG
This is a messenger RNA of Seriola dumerili (greater amberjack), 11640 nucleotides long. It is a transcript of the gene dnah7, whose product is annotated as dynein axonemal heavy chain 7. The record is from RefSeq and is a predicted model, not a curated record. Lineage: Eukaryota; Metazoa; Chordata; Actinopteri; Carangiformes; Carangidae. The transcript is spliced from 63 exons. Gene Ontology annotation, molecular function: dynein intermediate chain binding; minus-end-directed microtubule motor activity; calcium ion binding. Gene Ontology annotation, cellular component: dynein complex. Gene Ontology annotation, biological process: microtubule-based movement. Bases 1 to 11640 code for a protein of 3879 amino acids.